This is a messenger RNA of Anguilla rostrata (American eel), 2201 nucleotides long. RefSeq names its product C-type lectin domain containing 14A (gene clec14a). Gene Ontology annotation, cellular component: extracellular matrix; external side of plasma membrane. Bases 118 to 1428 code for a protein of 436 amino acids. Gene Ontology annotation, biological process: cell migration. Gene Ontology annotation, molecular function: calcium ion binding; extracellular matrix protein binding; extracellular matrix binding. The record is from RefSeq and is a predicted model, not a curated record. NCBI's taxonomy places the organism in Eukaryota, Metazoa, Chordata, Actinopteri, Anguilliformes, Anguillidae. The transcript has 2 exons.
GAAGCAUCUGCACCGGUCUCACAAGACGCACCUAUACCAGGGCACAAUAGCAGCAGAGCGGUUGACAGUCGGUGAACAGCCCACCACCUCCCAAGACAUACUUACGAACACUCAGGAAUGAUCACACGACUCCUGCAGACUCUGGAACAAGCCAGAGAGAGGGUUGCUAGCCUUGGAGAGCUGCAGCAGAUUACAGCUGACUUCGGAGAGGGAGUGAUGGAUCAUUGGAUCUGCUUUUUGUGUCUGCUGAGAGCGGCCUUCUGUCUGAUCAACGAGCCCUAUAAGCUUCACCUGGAGGAGGCCACCUUUGACCAUGCAGUGGAAACCUGUAAGAAAAACGGCUUUCUGACAGACAUGGCGGAGGAAGAAGAAGUCGCAAAGAUUAUUUCGCAUAUAGAGGGCAGUAACCCUUCAGGUACCCUUCACUUCUGGGUGGGUCUUAGGAAGUCCAAUUUGGAGUGUGUUUUGGAUGAUCAUCCUCUGAAGGGGUUCAAAUGGACCGUGAGCAACAGCAGCCACACAAAUGUAAGCAAGUGGAAGGCACAGCCGACUCACACCUGCACUUCUGUCCUGUGCGGACUGCUCACUGUGGAAUGCAACAGGACAAAGGUGACAGACUGGGGCUGGAACGGGAACAGCUGCAAGGAAAAGCACCCAUUUAUCUGCAAGAUCAAUCAACAAGUGGACGAAAUGGAACCAAAAUGUGAUAAGGAUAAGCCACACAUCUUUGAUGCCCGGGAGAUUUUACCAGUGAAGGAUAAUUCCAGUCUACUGGAAGUCCACUGUAUAUCCAAUGACACAUUUUAUUUACAUUGCUCCUCUGACACUAAGAAGUGGACGCUGGGAAGCGGAUCGGGUGAAAUAUCACAGAUGUGCCUUGAAUGCAACCUAGGGUACAUCAGGAGUGACAUUGGAAGCUGCAUUGACCUUGAUGAAUGUGCAGAGAAGCCAUGUAAACUGCCAUCCCGCUGCAUCAACACACAUGGUUCAUACGUCUGUGAAUGUGACGCGGCCAUGGGCUACGUGCCCACUGAAGACUCAAUGUCAUGCGCGAAACUACCUCUGCCUACAGAUGCUCCAGCCGGCAGCACCACCACCUUCCAGUUCUUGCCCCUUACCAAUCCAUCUCCCCAGGCCACAGAUGGACAGGGUUCUCCGCCCACCCUCCCUCCAGGUCCCUCCACCACCACCGCAGGGGCCAGUGUGAUCCUGGAGACCUCAGAUACCCACCCCAGAAUCUGGAUUCCAGUGCUGGCGGCAGUGCUGUCAUUGGUGUUUUUGGUGGUGAUCAUUUCGAUUAUAGUGAAAUGCUGCCUUAGGAAGCGGUCGAAGAAGCUGUCGAAGGAAAAGGGGGGGAAGUCUAAGGAAACCGUUGUCCUGAAAGCAGCAGACUCAAUGGAAGAGAUAAACCAGAAGGACAUUGUGUGAGAGAACCUGCUUUUGGACACUCGGGGGGGUAAAUGGACUGCAUUUAUAUAGCGCUUUUAUCCAAAGCGCUUUACAAUUGAUACCUCUCAUUCUCCAGAGCAUUUAGGGGUUAGGUGUCUUGCUCAGGGACACUUUGACACGCCCAGGGUGGGGCUUGAACCGGCAACUCUCUGACUGCCAGACAACCGCUCUUACCUCCUGAGCUAUGUCGGGCGAUUCAAUCAAUCCAAUGUUUAGAUCUCAGCUUUCAAAUGACAAUUUCUUUUACAAGUCAUUUGAUUUUGGCUGGUGUAAUGAUGCAAUGGGGGGAAAAAAUACUAUAUAGAUUAUGACUAGAAGUAAAGCCUGUCUUAAAUAUGAUUCGUUGUUUUGCACUUGUUUGCUGAUUGAAUAGUCACUUUGUCUUUCAGGCUAUGGGGACACUACAUGAAGAAAUUGUUCUUUGCAAGAAUGUAAAAAUACAGUGUUGCCUGUUUACGGGUAGUGCGAGAGUGUAUGUGUAUGAGACCUGGAAUAAAUCAGCAUUUUAAAACUCCCAGUCAAAAGUACAUUUUUCUACACAACUGGUGAGUUAAAUUAUGGUUCUUGAGAAGUCAACCCAAAGAGCAAAUCUUGGAAUCCAGGCAUGUGUGUGUAUGUUCUAGUCAAAACCAAAGUUGCAGUUUCAAGUCAAUUCAAAGGCUUUGUUUCUUUUUUACAAGCUGUGUUCUUUUCUAGUUGUACACACUGAUGUUUAUAUCAUUAAAAGUUAUAAGUAUGAAUCAUUUCACAAA